Molecule: messenger RNA, 6733 nt
Organism: Zootermopsis nevadensis
Lineage: Eukaryota; Metazoa; Arthropoda; Insecta; Blattodea; Termopsidae
Source: RefSeq, a predicted model, not a curated record
CAUAAAUGGAAGGUCACAUUUAUUGUUUCUUUUUUCUCCAGGGUGCUUCCUAGAUAAUGGCUCAUGAUAAUGGAUAAUGAACAACCCCAUCAGGAGCUGGUGAAAUGUGUGGUGGUGGGAGACACUGCUGUGGGCAAGACACGUCUCAUCUGUGCUCGGGCAUGCAACAAACAUGUCUCACUGUCUCAGCUUCUAACAACCCACGUACCAACAGUCUGGGCCAUAGACCAGUACCGUAUUUACAAGGAUGUAUUGGAGCGUUCAUGGGAGGUGGUUGAUGGCGUGAAUGUUUCAUUGCGGUUGUGGGACACAUUUGGUGAUCAUGAGAAGGAUAGACGAUUUGCAUAUGGCAGGUCAGAUGUUGUACUUCUGUGCUUCUCCAUUACAAACCCUGUGUCUUUGCGGAACUGCAAGGUAAUGUGGUACCCAGAGAUCAGGCGAUUUUGUCCGCAGACUCCUGUUCUACUAGUUGGUUGUAAGAAUGAUCUGCGUUAUAUGUACCGGGAUGAGACCUACCUCAGCUUCUUCCGUGAUCGCAGCCCUUUUGUUAGGCCAACACGGAAAAGUGAUCUGGUGAUGCCAGACCAAGCACGUGCCAUUGCCAAGGAAUUGGGUGUAUACUACUACGAAACCAGUGUGCUCACAUACUACGGUGUGAAUGAGGUGUUUGAAAAUGCCAUUCGCGCAGCCCUUAUUGCCAGACGACAGCAGAGGUUCUGGAUGACUAAUCUCAAGAAGGUUCAGCGACCUCUGCUUCAGGCUCCUUUCCGGCCACCAAUGCCUCCAAAUCCGGAGCUUCACGUAGCUGCGAGUACGUAUACUGAGAAUGUGCAGGCGUUAUGGCUGCAACAAGCAUAUGCAGACGUAAUACUAGUGGCCGGCAGUGUUGGCUUCUCAGCUCACAGGUUUAUCUUGGCAGCAGCAUCACCAGCAUUCCAUCGCUUGCUAAUGAUGGACUUGAGCAAUGAACUUGGGGCCCGAAGCUCCAGUGAGUCGAGUAUGGUAAGCACUUUUGGUGAAGCAACCAUGGGAGACUUCAAUGAUGACACAGAGUAUCUAAUAAGACAAUCCGACAAUUAUUUCAAACCUUCCAGGGUAUGGGAGCAACUGAAGAGGAGGUCAAGUUGCCAGGUGUUGUCAACUGACUCAAAACAGCGGCUUGGUGUAUCUCGAGAACUAAAUCAUCCAGCUUUCCAAGCAAUUCGUGUUGAGCAGUGUGAUAGUGUUGAAUGUACGACACAGCGGGGUCGGUCCAAUAACUCCAUGCAGACAGUGGUAACUCUGUCCAAGCUGGUCACACCACAGGCCAUGCAGCAAUGUCUGCAGUUCCUGUAUACAGGGACAAUAGACAGUCGGUUCUGUGAGCUGCAGGAGAUAAGGCAGGCUGCAGAGUUCCUUGACCUUCCAGAGCUUCUGGUUUUUGUGAGCAAUAUUCAGGCUCAUGAAGAGUUCUUGAACACAGAUCUCAAGCAGCAGUACCGCAAGGCAGUGAGGCAGCGACUGCAAGAUAUGUGCCUGGGACAGGGACUGUUCUCUGAUAUAGUGUUCCAGUUGGACGAUGGGUCAUUUGCAGCCCAUCGGCCCAUGCUAAUGGCUCGCUGUGACAUGAUGAAAGCCAUGUUUUCUGGAGACUUCAGGGAAAGCAGUGCUAAAGUUAUUCUCUUCCCAGGUGUUCAUGAAGACACAUUCCACAAGCUGCUAGUAUACUUGUACACUGAUGAUGUUCCUGCCAUCUCUCCUGCUCGUUGCUUGGACCUGCUUGAGUUGGGCAACCGCUUGUGUCUGCCCCGUCUGGGUUCAGAUGGUGCUGAUGUGGUGGUGGAGCAUUGUUUAAGACUACUGGAGCCAUGCAAGUUGCACAAUGCUGAUCAGCUGGCAGAUUGGUGCAUGAGUCACCUCUGCACAAACUACAACAAGCUGUGCAAGAUGUCACCAAAACUUCUUAGAAGUCUUCAUCCUGAAAAUCAGGACUACCUCAGUGAACAUCGCUGGCCUCCAGUGUGGUACUUGAAGGACUAUGACUACUACCAGAAAUGUGUUCUUGAACGGGAGCGAGAGGAAAAACCUUCACUGAAACGUGGCCGGCACAACUCAGGGUGCCUUUGCUUUACGGGGGGGAAGUCUCGGAGAGAGGAACGAGGUACUUUGCUGGGUGGGAGCAGCAGUGGUGGCACCACUAUUCCUGGAAACAGUUCUGGUGGAGUUGGUGAGGGUGGUGGAGCAGGAACUGUAUGACAACGCUGCACGGGGCAUCGUAGUGCCGGCCCACUUGCACUUGUGCUGCUGGUCGCGGUGCUCACCGGGUUAGUUGGUGCAGCCACCCUCAUGCUGCAGUUCCUAGCUGCGUGAUGGAAACCACUGCCUGCUGCUACCCUCUCCUUUCAUUGUGCAUGUCUUAUCGGUAGCAGUGAUCAAACAUGUCUCAUUUAUACAUCGGUAAUGCUGGUGACAACUGUUUUACAUUACAAAAUGUUAGCAUUUCUUUGCUGAACAUAGGGCAGUUUACUCUGGCAUUCUAAUGAUGUUCUUGCAUUCAGUUAUAAUAUUAACUCAAAGAAGUAAGAAAUUGAAUUGGUCUGAAGUAAUAAAGCCAUAUCAGAGAUUUAGCCGGUUGUGUCAUAUGACAUGCGUGUUACAUUCUCUUAAAUUUGAACAUUUGUUUGUAAUUUUCUUCAUUAGAUGGCUGUAGACUGAAAUGAAAUUGUUAGAUGAAAAAUUGAACUCCCUACGUUUAUACUGAUAACUUUAAAAAUAUACCCCCAAGCAAAAGUCACCAGAUUAAUGAAUGACUGUUACUUUUGAUGCAAGAAUAUAAGUAUUGUACAAAAAGGUGUUCAGAUUAUGAGUGUGGUGGUGAGAAAUUACAUAUUUUAGUGACUUGUCUCUUUUAAAGAAUAUUAAUUUGAGAGCCUGAUAUGGAGGACAGGUUUCUAACCACUGGUCUAGACAGACGUGUCAUACAGCAAGUGCAUUUUACAACUGACACUGCUGUCACAGUCUGUCUCAGGAUCAUGGCUAGGUCCUAAGGCACAAGCCUUUGCCUUCAUUUAACUCUACACAGUUGGUAAUACCAGUACAUUUUUCCUGAUCAUUCACAGUGAUCCCAGGUAGAUGAUCUUUAGCCUGUGCUAAAGCAGGAGUGGGAAGUUUAUUUUCUUGGGGCCUAAUUUACAUAGAAGGUUGUCUAUAAGCAUGACACUCAUUGUUUGAGAGCUACGUAAAAGGCACUCACUUUAUCUGUGAGAUGGCAUAUGAUAUGAUUUUACAUGUUUCUCAAAUUAAAUUAAGCACUAGGAAGAAGAAAAUAUAAUGUUUUGUUCAUAGCUGUAAUUUUCUGGGUAUCUGCGUUUUGAAGUUCAGGGUUGAUACAUCAAGUAACAACAAAAAUUUAACUUACACAAAAAAUUAUAGAUUAAUGAAAUGUUAACCCUUUCAGUAUUUUUGUGUGUUUGAAUCCAGCAAUUGUCAUUUUUGUUGAAAAUUUGAACAAUACAAAUAUCUUCCAGUAUAAUGAUGAAGGGAAUAGGGCCAACUCUCAAAACACCUGUAUACUGAAUUAAAUGUACCUGAGACCAUGGGCAGUGUCAAACUUAAUUGUGGUGUAGUGAAUCAACAUUUUGGUCGUGAUGUUUUUGAAAAUCAAGUAUUGGGUACACUACUUUGAGUUACUAUUGAUUCCAGAUGGAGGAAUAUCACUUUCUUAGAUGCUAGAAUGCUGACGGCACAACACAGUUACUGACACGACCAUCCAUUUUGCCAGUGGAAAUAAUCCUGGUUGAUUGAGUGGCAGAUUGGUCAUAUGAACAUGACUUGUUAUUGUGAGAAAGUACCAAAGUAAGACUUUACUAUGAAGUUGUUAAUUGGAUGGUCCCUCCUAUGCAGCAUACUAUAAUCGCCCCUCAAAACAUGUGAAGGUAUAUUUCUACCUGAAAUCAUAGUAUAUACAACAAUAUUAAUCUUUGUUAAAAAUUUGGGAUGAUAUUUUUGCAAGAAGUAUGUAUGGCAUCAUUAUAUCCAUGUGCAUGUCUGGACCUCCUUUAUAACUUUUUAACCAGUUUUGAUGAUGCCAAACAGAAUAGUUGAGCCUAAUACACAUGUACCUUUGGCUGGAUUUUCCCAAUUUCAGCAAUAGCAAGAAGUCUAAUAAUAUCUUUUCAGCUAAUUUUCUUUCACUUUGCCGUACAAAUUCAAAUAUUCGCAGAACAUGAAGUAUGAGAAUAUUUUGGGUUUGGUAAAGAACAGAAAUAUGCAAACUGAAAACAAGUGUUGCCCUGAGGACACAAAUUUUAUUCUACCGUAUCUUUAAAUAGAAUUACCUGAACAGACUUUUACUUUGAUAAUUUUGUUGAGGGACUAUCCACCACAAGGUGUUUUCUUUCAACAGUGAUCUAUUCAGUGAAGGACUUGCUUCACCGAAAUACACAGAUCUCAUUGUAGUUAGCUGUUAGUUAUGAUCAUUCACCAGUUAUGACUAUUAUCUCUCCCAAGAUGUAUAGAAAUGAUUUAUUGUAAAGUUUCUUGGCAGCAGAGCAGUUACCACAUAGCCAAACUUCACCUCUGAGUGCAAAAUUAGCCAGCAUAUUUUAAAUAUGGUAAUAUGUAACACUUAUUUUAACAAACAUUUCUGGGGUGACUUCAUUAAAGUUUGGUAGUAGGAGAAUAGUGAUUUGUUUCAUUGCAAUGAGUUGUUAUUGACUGAGACUAUACAUUUCAUCAGACAUUAACUGUAUGAACAAGUUGCACUUAUACCUGAUUUACAUUAAUCUGGGAAACUGGGAUAGUGGCUAUCCUGAGUCCCCCUCCCUUCCUUGCAGGUGAAUGAUGGUAGAGGUGAUCCCACAAGAGCUUCUUAAAGUGUGACAGGCUCUACAGGUGAGGUUGAAAGCACGGAUGAAAUGGAAACUGAAGUGCUGCUUGUACUCCUCAUGAUAAUAGAAUAAAACCACAGACAUGCGAAAACACAAAUAGCUGAAGUGCAUAAAAUGAGAGUAACCUCUACUGUAACCCUUUCUCUGUUUACAGCAUUAUUCGAUGCUGAGAGUGCACACUUCUUUCCCAUGCAUUAUGACAUCUUUAACGCAGUAUUGGAAUGAUGAGAACUUGAGAUUGAGAUACAUUUAAAUGUUGAAGUUUUUUGAUAGGAUUUAAUCGCUGUUGACUGAAAAAUUAAUACAAAUAUUUUGUUGUAAUGGCCUGCAGGUAUUGCCCAGAGUUCUAUAGAAAUGGUUGAAAGUAGGCCAUGACUACUUCCUGCUGUAUUCAUAAUCAUCUUGCACUAGGUUUAAAUCUGAGCCCUGAAAUUAAGUAUCCUGAUGUGACAUUAUUUGUGGAUUCCCUCAAUCCUUCCAGGCAAAUGCUUUGAUAACACCUUAAAAUAAAGCAUUACUACUUCUUUCCAUAUUGCUUCCAAUUCAUCUUUCACAAUAAUGCUAUUGAUGGAUGCUGUGUAACCUAUGCAUUGGAAAAAUUCUGUUAAUUAACCAAUGAACCAUUCAUUUAUCAUGCUCCAGCAUUUCAUUUGACAGUACAUAAUAGUGUUAUAAAGUGAUGAUAUACACUAAAUACAAAAUCAUCUCGUACCCAGAGGAUAUUGAUGUUGCCUAUAAGUUUAUAUCUGUAUAAUGUUCCCAUGGUAGGUGGUCUGCUCGUAGUAACUGCUUGUGAUGACUGACUCUGUCCAGCUUACCUGUACUGCAGAGUUCUUGAAACUUCUGCCACUGGAAAGUCCAAAGAAAUAUCACUCUUAUGGAUAUGUGGCCUCUUUACAGAACUGUGCAUGAAUUUGUUUUUUUAUUAACAAGGUUACUAAUUUACAACAUUAAUAACAAAAUAUUUUAUUCCAGUUAGACUUUCUAUGCAAAUCAAACUCACACACAUUCAGUCACUAAAAACACACUACAUACACUUAUAAAUGAGAAAGAGAUACUGAAACUUGCUUUUGAAACUGCAGCCAUCCAUUUUUGCUCACAUUUACUAAUUCUUGAGCUAUGCAAUGCUUUGAAUGAAUUCAGCUUAUAAGCAUCAUUAAAAAACUGGUUUUAGUCAUUCUUAAAACUCUUGUAUAUUUUUCUGUCUUCUGUAAUAUAAUAAAAAAUCUGGGGGCUUAAAUAAUUGAAACUUUUGGUCUGUCUAAUUUGUUCUCUUAAAUCUUACAAUCCCAUUUUGCUAAUAGAUUGUUUUUUAUUAUAAAGUUGUCAGUUGGAACUACUUAUUCCUUCAAAGGUUUAUAAUCUAUUGCAUAUGGUGUAAUGUAACAAUUGUAUUGCUUGCAGCAUUUCUGAUAAUUGAAAUGGUUUUUAAGUCAUUGUCAUAUUGAAUAGUCAGUUUAUUUUCUAACUGAAGUUGAAUGUGGCUUAGCACAAAUAAAAUGGAAAUCAGAAAUGUGUGAAUUUGGUGUCUUGUACAAGGAUUUAUCUGUUUACAGCUAUGAAGAACUGUUUUUAGGCUGUUUGAGCUAUGUUUAUUAAAGAUGAAGCGACGUGGUGUGAAGUAUAGACAGUUUGCACAGCUAUGCUUUUAAACUUUCUAAUACCAUGUGCUGGUGAUAUUUUUCAUCUUUAUAAGAUCUUAUAUACAUUUCUGAUUCAUAAGACAGUUACUAAUGUUUAUAAGUGUUGAAAUGAAGGUGUUGACCAGUUUGUGAAUGAUGUUCUACAGACUUCAUUUAUAUAACAUGGUUUCUUAUGUUAUAAAUAAUGGAACAGGCAGAACAAGAAUGCAGCAAUGGGUUUCA